Molecule: messenger RNA, 981 nt
Organism: Vigna umbellata (rice bean)
Lineage: Eukaryota; Viridiplantae; Streptophyta; Magnoliopsida; Fabales; Fabaceae
Source: RefSeq, a predicted model, not a curated record
AACAUGUGAAAAUUACAAAGGAAACUUGCCCUCGGUGGGAACACCCUAUCAAUUGUAUAGAGUUUCUUCUACUUUCUCUCUCCACCGAGUUCAGAAUCUUUUGCAACUUAUGCUCUGAGUUUUUUCAUUCAUUUUGGUUUCUUCUUUUGUCUUUCUCUUCCUUUUCAUUGAAGCAGAGUGAAAGUUUGUAGUGAAAGAGAAAGCAUGUCAAGUGGAACGACAUACUGGUGUUAUACAUGCAGGCAGCCAAUCUGGCUUGAAAGGAGAGAUGCAAUUUGCCCUUACUGCGAUGGAGGCUUUGUGCAAGAACUAUACGAGCUGCUGCGAGCAGUUUCAAGGCAACAAGGGUUUUCAUCACAAAGGGAAGAUUUUCAUCAAGUCCCUGACAUUAUGGAUGCUGUAAAUCAUGUUAUGGAGCAAAGAGGUUCCGAGCCAAGAGUUGGAGUUAGAGAUGGUGUUGACAAUUUCAUGAGGCAGAGAAUGGCUGGAAGCUACACAAACUUUGAUGUCAGAAGGAGGUUUGGUAGCACCCCUCUUCCUGAUCAGACUUGGGGGAUCUAUACAUCUGGUCCUUAUCUUAUAUUUCAUGGUCAACCUCCAGGGUUCACUAUCUCUAACAACAGUGGCUCAAGAAGUGGUUCUGGGCAUGUUGAUUUUGGUCACUACUUUCUUGGUCCUAGACUUGAAGGACUCAUUGAGCAGCACAUAACAAAUGACCGGCUUGGUCCACCUCCUGCAUCACGCUCUUCUAUUGAUGCAAUGCCAACAAUUAAGAUCACAAAUGAACACCUCCAAUCUGAUUCUCACUGUGCAGUUUGUAAGGAAAGGUUUGAACUGAGUUCUGAGGCCAGGAAAAUGCCAUGUAGCCACAUUUACCACUCAGAUUGCAUUGUUCCAUGGUUGGUCCAGCACAAUUCCUGUCCAGUUUGCCGUGUUGAGCUGCCAUCUCAAGGACACUCCAGUUCCCGAAAAGCAGAGUGA